Messenger RNA from Aspergillus nidulans FGSC A4, 711 nucleotides. RefSeq lists its product as uncharacterized. Bases 1 to 711 code for a protein of 236 amino acids. Lineage: Eukaryota; Fungi; Ascomycota; Eurotiomycetes; Eurotiales; Aspergillaceae. The transcript is spliced from 2 exons. Gene Ontology annotation, cellular component: membrane. The record is from RefSeq and is a predicted model, not a curated record.
AUGGUUUCCGGGGCAAUCACGCUCUCGUACCCUAUAAUGGUUUGGGUAACCAUGAGCACUGCCUGCCGGCCAUUAAGCUACUUCUGGACCCAAUUCAGCGGCACGAAAGGGGAAUGCCUCGAUAUCAACACCUUUUUUCUCGCUGCGGGCAUUAUCAACAUGUUGAACGACAUCAUUAUCCUCGCCAUUCCCUUUCCGCGCAUUAUCAAGCUGCAGAUGACUCUGAGGAAGAAGAUUGCUAUUUGUGGUAUCAUGGCUGUGGGGAUCUUUGUCUGCAUCGCCAGCAUCGUCCGAAUCCACUACUUGAGCGUCUUCAUGAACGCUCUCGAUAUUACCUGGCUCAUGGGCCCCGUCUUCAUCUGGUCGACCAUCGAACCAUCCGUCGCAAUCGUCUGCGCCUGCCUCCCCCAUCUCGCGCCUCUCGCCCGCAUCGCUCAUCACUCGAUUCUGAGCAGUUACAAUUCGCAUUCACACUCGCGACAGGGCCCGUCCUCAAACAAAUCAAGGACCUUCCGUAGUGGGUCCGGAGUUGGACAAAAUAACAGUUAUAGAGGAGGGAGUAUUCUUCAUCGCAUGAUCAAAGGGACGGAUGAUGAUGAAAUUGGGCUUACGAGCUACGUAACUGCUGGACAACACGGCGCUUUUGCCGAUACAGCCUCACAGAUCCGAGUCAAGUCGACAUUCGUGCAGGCUUCGAAUAAGGCCGAAUGA